Exophiala oligosperma is the source of this 1202-nucleotide messenger RNA. RefSeq lists its product as uncharacterized. Gene Ontology annotation, molecular function: hydrolase activity. The coding region runs from base 1 to 1053 and encodes 350 amino acids. Lineage: Eukaryota; Fungi; Ascomycota; Eurotiomycetes; Chaetothyriales; Herpotrichiellaceae. The transcript is spliced from 3 exons. The record is from RefSeq and is a predicted model, not a curated record.
AUGGGUGCAGCAAAGGCCUCGAUAAACCAUCCAUCGACAUGGGAAAGUUUUGGACGGCUUGAUGAUUAUUUUGCACAGGUCGCGAAAGAUUUAGAACAUGACCCCAAGCCAGAGCCGUCGCUGGAUGGUCUUCCCGAUGAACGCAUCAAGUGGGAAGCGAAAAGUCGCCAAGAUGCCGACAAGAUCCUGGAAACGGUCACGGGUCGAGUUUCGGAGAGAGAGAUAUUCAUUCCCUGCCGCGACGGCCACAAGACUCGUGGCCUCUUGUAUCGAUCCGGGCAGGAUUCUGUUGGCGGUAGGCCACUCUUUGUCGUGCUCCAUGGAGGCGGGUUCCUCUUCGGUAGCGCGGAGAUGGAGUCGCCGCUGUGCAUUCGAGCCGCGCUCGAGUUUGGAUGUGUCGCGCUGUCGCUCGAGUAUCGUUUGGCCCCGGAGCACAGGUUCCCCCAAGCACAUGAGGAUGUAUGGGAUGCACUUCAAUGGCUCACAUCGAAUCCCGCCAGUAUCGGGGCCGACUUGACCAAGGGCUUCAUCUUGGGAGGGUGUUCGGCAGGAGGCCACAUCACCAUCCCCUUGUCACAUCGGGCCCGGGACGAAAAGCUCUCCCCGCCACUGACGGGAAUCUACCUCAGCGUCACGCCUGCCUUGGCACAUCAGGCGGUGCCGGAGAAAUACCGGCCACUGUACAGGAGCCGAGAGCAAUUUCGCGACGGCAUUUCCUUGGAUUUGGCCUCCAUCCUCCUCUACGACAAGGCCAGCGAGCCCGACGUAUUCUCACCACUCUGGAGUCCUUUACUGUGGCCCACCGGGCACGCAAAUCUCCCUCCUGCUUACUUUCAGAUCUGUGGAGCGGACAUGUUGAGGGACGAGGCCCUGAUAUACGAGCGGGAGCUACGGCUGAACGACAUCGAGACCAAAGUCGACAUCUAUCCCGGCCUUCCUCAUGUGUUUUGGUAUACGCAUCCGGAUCACCCUGCAGUUCCAAAGUAUCAUGAAGAUGCGAAGAACGGCAUUGGUUGGCUACUUGAUCGGAAAUGUUCUUCUGGUGGAUUGUAAAAUGAUACGAUGGAUCAAGGGUGAAUCAAUGGCUCAUGGAAAAGUAGGAUACCCAUCUGUGCAAUGGUGCAUACUUUCUGCUCCAGAUGGAAUCAGGAGGCCAAACACUAUUAGAGAUGUUGACGAGAUCGUCUGAAUGGAAAAAGCUU